Messenger RNA from Owenia fusiformis, 537 nucleotides. The record is from the annotation of a GenBank genome assembly. Lineage: Eukaryota; Metazoa; Annelida; Polychaeta; Sabellida; Oweniidae.
AGAAAUCACUUGAAUCCAACCACAGCGUCAUGGGAGUGUUCAUAAAAGCCCAGAGAGACCCCUUAACACCACACCAAAUAUCAGAUUCUAACAUUAUUGAGGUGUCAGGGAAUCUCAUUGGUGCAGGAUUAACCACGACAAAGGGCACGAUCUCUGGUUUCUUUCUUCUACUAAUGAACCAUCCAGAUAUUCAAGUAAAACUUCAAGAAGAAGUUGACAAAGUAGUUGGCAAAGACCGGAAUCCAAGUGUUGACGAUAAAGAUGACAUGCCGUACCUUCAAGCGACGCUUAUUGAAGUGUUACGUUAUUUGUCCCAUGCACCAAUUGCUGUCCCGCAUAAAACAAUGGUAGACACAAGCAUUGCAGGAUACCAUAUCCCAAAGGGAAUACAGGUUUGGACGAACAUAUUUGCGAUGCACCAUGAUCCCUCAUUGUUUCCUGAUCCUUGGCAGUUUAAGCCAGAACGUUGGUUGGAUGAUGACGGUAAACUGGUAUCUUUGGAGGAACGAAACAAAGCUAUCUCAUUUGGAGCUGGCC